AUGGCCGCCCUGCCCCCCCUCCCAUCCCCCAUCGCCCUCUUCCCCCCCUUCCAGACCCAAACCCCCCAAACCCUCAUCCUGCGCGAAAAAAUCCUCUCCCUCUCCGGCGACGACUUCCACAUCACCCUCGCCUCGGGCGCACCCUUACUGCGCGUCUCCGGCAACGUGUUGUCGCUCAGCGGGCGCAAAAAAGUGUUCGACGAGCAAGGAGUGCAUUUGUUUGAUAUUGUUAAGGAGAGGUGGCAUUUGCAUGCGACGUUUCGUGUUGAGGAUAAGGAGGGGAAGGGGCUGGUGGAGGUGCGGAGUGAGCUGAAAUUGGUGGGGAGUAAGGCGACGGCGCGCUUCACCUCGCUUGCGGGCAGGCAGGAGGUGCUUGGGAUGAAGGGCAAUUGGCUCGAUUCCGCGGCGGAUAUCGUGGAUGAGUCGUCCGGUGCGGUCGUCGCCCGCAUCGACCGCAAGCUGCUCAGCGGCCGCGACCUGUUCGCAGGCCAGCAGACGUACGCGGUCACGGUGGCGCCGGGCGCCGAUAUGGCGCUUGUGGCUGCGCUGUGUAUCUGUCUGGACGAGAAGAAUAAUGAGAAGUAG
This is a messenger RNA of Boeremia exigua, 585 nucleotides long. RefSeq names its product tubby C-terminal-like domain-containing protein. The coding region runs from base 1 to 585 and encodes 194 amino acids. Lineage: Eukaryota; Fungi; Ascomycota; Dothideomycetes; Pleosporales; Didymellaceae. The transcript has 3 exons. The record is from RefSeq and is a predicted model, not a curated record.